Uloborus diversus is the source of this 4207-nucleotide messenger RNA. RefSeq lists its product as uncharacterized. NCBI's taxonomy places the organism in Eukaryota, Metazoa, Arthropoda, Arachnida, Araneae, Uloboridae. The coding region runs from base 48 to 575 and encodes 175 amino acids. The record is from RefSeq and is a predicted model, not a curated record. The transcript is spliced from 5 exons.
GUGUUCGCUGCUCGUUUCAAAAUUGCGCUCCAGAAGUAGAAAGCGUGAUGGAUAUUCCUAUAUGCUCCUUGUUUAUCUUUUUAGCAGUUAUAUUGUCAACUGCUUUGUCACAAUCAUGUGAUAAAACUCACUAUGAGCGAUGCUUAAAACAACUUCUGCAGUUCACGGAAAAAGCGGAUCUCUUGUUCGCUACCUCCAUUCACGAUCUCGAGGCAGAAUGCAUCCAAGCACAGUCAGCCUUGGGAUGCCUGACGCGAUACUCCAAGAAAUGCUUAUCUCUAGAAGAAAGACCGAAAUUUAAUGAGGGAAUUGGAGGACCUCAAAAAGUGACGAUGGGUCUCUGCACUGAAGAAACAGACUUAAAAGCAAGAUACAUUCAAAGUCUCCCUUGCCUGAGGAACGCUUCUGAAGGGUUACAGUAUUGCAAAGAGAAGUACGAUCGUAAUCAGAGGGAUAUUAUUCUCGUGGAAUAUGAAGAUAAAACUCAUCUACAGUGCUGUUCCUUUGAUGGCUAUAGACGUUGCCUGAGAAUGGUGAUGGGAAACUCAAGAACAGUGCCGGGAUGGCACAUCUGAAGCUCGUUGACAGCAUUGCUCUGAGGCUGGGUGGCUCACUUUCGGAGGAAGUCUGCUCUGAGUACUUCGAGAAAUGUACUGGUAGCAACACAGCAAGUUUGCAAAGGGCCGCUUCGUUCUUGUCACUCAUUUUAACCUUCUUUUCUGGAAUACUAACUUGUAAAUACGUUUGAAAAGCGUGUUUUUACUGUCAUUUCAUUGUCGGGACUUGUAUAUGUAACAUUGUGGAAGUUGUACAGCCGAUCGUUGCUCUUUUGCUUAAAUGAUUGUCAAGUUUAGUACGAUCAUAAUUCAUUAGCCGCGUUCACAACACACUUUUCGACCCGGUAAAUCCCAGCUCUGGCUCCGCAAAAAAAACGAUUGAAAAAUUCCCCGUUUCCAUGUAAAAAGAGGUUUUCCAUUGUACCACAGAAAACGGUUUUUUACACAGCAUCCUUAGCGGCUAGUAGACGAACUUGUUUUCGCGUAAUGCAUUCUGGGUAAAAUCACGCUUUACUCUCCAGCAGCAAGCAGGAGGAGAAUAAAUUCACAUAUACCCCGCAAAUUACCGGAAUGCGGUGAAAAGCAGGUUUUUUUCCAAGGUCGAAAGUGUCCAUCGAAACGGCUCUAUUGACUAUUAAUCAGGAUCGAGAUGCUGCUUUAUGUUUCGGUUUUAUUUUGCUAGAAUCGACAAAUUUACCUCAAAAAGGGAAUUUUGUGAAUAAUUCAUCGUAGGCGUUGACUAUAGUUGAGCCAAACCUAACCUGGUAGCAUUGUGAAAGCAACGCAGGUCCUAAUAAUCAAAGAAUUACGGCCAGGUUACGUUUGCCCCAAGGAUAGAUGAUCACCGGGUACUUCUCUGGAAAGCAAAUUUUAAAUAGUUCAUUAACUUUCCGCAUUUCAGUGAGAAUUAAUAUUCAUAUUUAAAUACAUUAAAACAGUGUUGUCCAAUCUUUCUUUACCUCAGGCCUACACCUCAUGUCAUCAGGACCAUGCUAAACUAACGAAUGCAAAAAAUCAGGAAUCAGGUUUUUCAAACUCAAUGAUUUUCCAUAAUACUCAAAAAAAGGCUACUUACUGGUUAUAUCUGCAUAAAACGAGUUUUACACUUAAAGUUAUCAAUAAAAAUUUUAACAUUAAAAAUAACUAAACACUUCAGGUGGAAAAAAAAAUAUUGUUUUGGCUCUCCUAAAAAGUGUCAAUUUUCACAUCGGAUAGUUUGGCAUGUUGCCGACGAUGUUAAGAUAAAGGUUCCGGGCCAGAACACUUAUAAAAUUUAAAUAUGUCUAUUUUUUUUCUCUAUAGUGCACGGCUAUACAUGGACAAGGAAAAAAAAUGAACCCGAGAAUUGUUGUUAUCAUUACUACAUGCUUUUUAAAUAAUACAAAGUUUCUAUCUGUUUUGAAUUAAUUGAUGUGAUCUGUUGCUUCGGAAAAGCACAGAACAUAGUUUUCAAUUUGUGAAAUUAACCAAAACAGCGGGCUACAAGAAUCAGAUUCACAGAUCCCACAUGUCCCGCGGGGCCGUAGCUUGGGCACCACUGCAUAACAUAAAUGAGAAAUUAAUAUUGUUACAAAAAGAUUUUUAAUUUGGGUUCUCAUAAAUUUUCAGAAAGUUUUAAGACUAUUGUUUCACUUUUGUUUGAUAUGAGUAAAAAUUUUAUUUAUUGAAAAAUAUUUUGUAGUGUUUCAUUUUUUUUUUUUUUUUUUUGCCAUUUCCCAUCACUUGGAUUCUUGAAAGUUAAGUUCCCGCAGAGCAUUUUUGUUCUGCAGGAAAAUUACUAUUUCUUUAAAUUUUUUCUUUUUCUUUUUUUUUUUUUUUUUUUGUGUGUGUCUUAUCGGUAAUGACAGCUCUGUAUCCUGAACUUAAAUUAUAGAUUAUUAAAUUUUGCUUGGUUGUCUAAUCUAUGAGGGAUGGAACUUACGUAUGGAACACUUAAUUGCGGUAUGAAAACCAAAAAGUUGAUUGAGAUCGCAUGAGAAAUCAAAACAAACUGUAUUCUGUUGUGAUUAUUAAAACUGACGCGAUUAUUAUGUCUUUCAGUUCUUCUAUAUUUAUUAUUUAACAUGAGAGUUAAUGAAAUAGCAGAUUUUCUAUAUUUGUUGGUUAAUAAGAGAGUUAAAAAAAAAGCGGAUUUUUUACAUGAUAUUUUAUUCAUUGCACACUGCUUCAAGAUAAUAAAUCUCCAUGAUGAUUUAUUAUCUACGGGAGAGGUGGAGGACUGGGGGAAGGGAAGUGAACUUUUUUUCUUAUGCUUCUAUCACUGUGUGAAAGAGCUAUAGGAAUUUGUUAAAUAUAUAUAUAUUUUUUCCAAAUUUUCGAAUCGGUUAGAAAUUUUAUAACUGACAUCAAAACUUGGGGGACCAAACUUUGACGUAAAAAAAAAAAGUUUCAAUCAGUAAAAUAUGCGUCUGUUUGCCGCGGAUUGAUUAAUCUGUUUUAAAAUCUGGAUAUAAUCGCGCUUCAUAAAAGAAUAUUUUUAUUCCGCUAUUUUAAACCUUAUAUUAAUUUAGUCAAAAACUAAAUUACACGAAUCUAACUGCGAAAUUUCAACUCCACAAGAAAAGUAAUGUUGAAAUUUCGCUUUAAACAAGGGUUAUUUAAAAAGAAAAGCCUCUGAAUUUUGGGAAAGCGGAUAUAAUAAAAUUCAUGUUAAUAAAUGAGUAAAAACAAGUGAUAUUUAACUUGCAUAUUGAGUUGUCAACGCAUAGUUUGAAUGGUUGCAAUAUGUAAUUGCAAUCUAUUUCAAAAAGAGAGAAAUUGGGAAAUUUUGAUAAAUCAAGUAAUUAUAUUUUGAACAUGGGGUCUGAGAAAUCCUGGUAUUUAAGCAAAUAUUUUUAGUAAUAUUUAUCAAAGUACUUUCAGUUUCUCAACUAUUUUCUGCCUUAUUGAGUACGAAUAUUAUAUUCAGAAUUCAACUAAAUAGCUCUUUUUGCAAGAACUUUCCAUUCGAGAAAUAGAUUUCCGGCGGUCUCUCAUACAGGGUAUUGCAUGUUUUCAACCUCCGAUUUUUGAAGACCCCGAUGCAUACGAAUAAAAUGUCAAAAAUCAAUUUAUUGCCAUAGGAAUCAAUGCGUCCCCCGUUUCCAAAAUUUUUGAACGCGUUUCUUGUGCAUAUUGCUAAAUCGAAAGUAUUAAAAUAGUGUAUCGAAUGUAUUAAAUUAAUACAGUAGACUCUCAUUUUACGCGGGUUUAUUUUUCGCGGUUUCGAUUAUACGCGGUUUAAGAUUUGAUAUCUUUAUUUUAUUUUACGCGGAUGCGGCAUUACAAACAGGUAAAAUUUCCGUCUCUUUCAAAAUCCCAACUCCUGAGAUUGUAGAUGAGAAGUAAUAAUCUGCAUUUUGACGUGCUAAUUAGCGAAUUUUCGCAACUGGGAAAAUUUUUUGCGAUUGGUUUCAGAGCAUUUUCCAGAAGUAAAGUUAUUAAACUCGCACAAUUUAGAAUUCGCCGGAAGAAUUUUUAAAAGUGAGAGACAAAACCAAUGAGAACAUCAAUGACAAAUUUUGAGACAUUCCUGGACAAUGACAAAUGAUCUGAUUUAUUAGUGAAGGAAGAUCUCGUCAUGCAGAUUAAGCGAAUGAUCAUGGAAGCGUUAAUGCCUCACAUCGAAACUAGAGUUUUUUUUUAAUUGUAUGCAAAAAAAAGUAACAUAA